Messenger RNA from Pan troglodytes (chimpanzee), 3781 nucleotides. It is a transcript of the gene TMEM184B, whose product is annotated as transmembrane protein 184B. The record is from RefSeq and is a predicted model, not a curated record. NCBI's taxonomy places the organism in Eukaryota, Metazoa, Chordata, Mammalia, Primates, Hominidae. Bases 376 to 1599 code for a protein of 407 amino acids. The transcript is spliced from 9 exons.
GCUUGUUUCGGAGAGGCCCGCGCGAGGGACGCCCGGCUUCGGCCGCCGGCUCCCGGGCGGGGAGGGCACUACGGAGGCCGGUGCGGCCGCGGAGGGAGGGGGCAUCCGUCUCCCCACCCGUGCCUCCUCUCCGCCCCGCGAGGUCGCCCGUGGGUGUGCCCGCUCCCUUUCCACGCCAACGUGGCGGGGGCAGCGCCUGGAGUGUAAUCGGACCUGUCCGGGGGGCGGCCCCGGGAGAGGGAGGCGGAUGGACCAAGGCGCUUUGCAAGAGGGAUUGUGUGCUCCCGGGUGGUUGUGCUGGCGACUGGCACGGCCGAGCUAGCUUGUCACUUUCUGCAAAGGUUUCCCUCAGGGAGCCUCCUGCUGCCAGGCACCAUGACAGUGAGGGGGGCUGUGCUGGCCCCGGAUCCAGCGUCGCCCACGACCGCAGCAGCCUCGCCCAGCGUCUCCGUGAUCCCCGAGGGCAGCCCGACUGCCAUGGAGCAGCCUGUGUUCCUGAUGACAACUGCCGCUCAGGCCAUCUCUGGCUUCUUCGUGUGGACAGCCCUGCUCAUCACAUGCCACCAGAUCUACAUGCACCUGCGCUGCUACAGCUGCCCCAACGAGCAGCGCUACAUCGUGCGCAUCCUCUUCAUCGUGCCCAUCUACGCCUUUGACUCCUGGCUCAGCCUCCUCUUCUUCACCAACGACCAGUACUACGUGUACUUCGGCACCGUCCGCGACUGCUACGAGGCCUUGGUCAUCUAUAAUUUCCUGAGCCUGUGCUAUGAGUACCUAGGAGGAGAAAGUUCCAUCAUGUCGGAGAUCAGAGGAAAACCCAUUGAGUCCAGCUGUGUGUAUGGCACCUGCUGCCUCUGGGGAAAGACUUAUUCCAUCGGAUUUCUGAGGUUCUGCAAACAGGCCACCCUGCAGUUCUGUGUGGUGAAGCCACUCAUGGCGGUCAGCACUGUGGUCCUCCAGGCCUUCGGCAAGUACCGGGAUGGGGACUUUGACGUCACCAGUGGCUACCUCUACGUGACCAUCAUCUACAACAUCUCCGUCAGCCUGGCCCUCUACGCCCUCUUCCUCUUCUACUUCGCCACCCGGGAGCUGCUCAGCCCCUACAGCCCCGUCCUCAAGUUCUUCAUGGUCAAGUCCGUCAUCUUUCUUUCCUUCUGGCAAGGCAUGCUCCUGGCCAUCCUGGAGAAGUGUGGGGCCAUCCCCAAAAUCCACUCGGCCCACGUGUCAGUGGGCGAGGGCACCGUGGCUGCCGGCUACCAGGACUUCAUCAUCUGUGUGGAGAUGUUCUUUGCAGCCCUGGCCCUGCGGCACGCCUUCACCUACAAGGUCUAUGCUGACAAGAGGCUGGACGCACAAGGCCGCUGUGCCCCCAUGAAGAGCAUCUCCAGCAGCCUCAAGGAGACCAUGAACCCGCACGACAUCGUGCAGGACGCCAUCCACAACUUCUCACCUGCCUACCAGCAGUACACGCAGCAGUCCACCCUGGAGCCUGGGCCCACCUGGCGUGGUGGCGCCCACGGCCUCUCCCGCUCCCACAGCCUCAGUGGCGCCCGCGACAACGAGAAGACUCUCCUGCUCAGCUCUGAUGAUGAAUUCUAGGUGCGGGCUGCAGUGGCGGAAGUGCUGGCGCCAUAGCCACGGUCAGGCUGUGCCCCACCUCCAGCCUCACCACCAGGCCAGGAGGCAGCUGGCACAGUGCUCACGCCGCCUUUAUUUAUUGGACCAGAAACACUCACAUGUCGCUUCCAGAGGAACGGGGGACAGCCAGGCUCGCCCAUGGGCCUUCAGGAAUAUUUAUACAUGGCCCAGCCUGCACUGCCCGGGCGAGGGCAGAGGACACUGGGAGCAAGGCUUAUGCCCCUGCUGCCCGUCCUGUGCUGGGGGCAUGCUGGGACCAGCCGCACCCAGGCCCCAAUGCUUGUGUGUGGACCAGCGGCUGCAGCCUUCUAGCCCCUCCUCCCCGCGAGACUCUCAGGCUGAGGUCGGCAAGCCGUGGCUCCCCCACACACCGUGCAAUACCCUGUCUGACCUGGGCUCUUCCCGCCUGCAUCCCUCCCCUGUCCACCUUUGUCCAGUGCUAGAUUCACCUCACCCCGGGCAGGAGUGGGGAUGUGGGCGCUCUGUGGUCCUCCCCUCCUGACCCAGGCCUCUGUGGCAUGCUGCAAGGAUCAGAGCCAGACACCAGGAGUCACAGGCCCCACCCAGGAAGGGCAUUCAGGGCCCCUGGGCACCGCUUCUGUUGAAGCAGGGGCUUCUGGGCCCCUGGGUAUCCCCACCUGUCGUGGCCACACCUCUGCCUGCCUCAUGUCCCUUCCCCCUGGCCUACCAAGGACAGCCCACAGCCCGCACUGCCGGCUCACUUGGGUCCUUCCUCGAUAGCUUUGGGCAGAGCCCUUGCUUCCUGGCUGCUCCAGGGCUCAGGGGCUCCCAGCCCUCCUUCCCAGGCUGAUGCUGGGUCCUCUCUCUCUCUUUGGGGCUUCUCCCUCCCGUUUCAGGGGAAAGGUCUGAGUCUCCACGUUUCAGACCAGCUUCUGGGGGAAGGCAGUCCGGCAGGGAGACCGGGAGGGGUGGCCACACGGUGGGGAGCUGGGAGGUGGGGGGAAUGGUCCCAGACUCCUCUCGGGGCCCCUGUCCACACAGGGCCUGGUGUUCUACCCCAUCUGGCCCCUGGCCCAUCUCUUCUGUGCCUUAGUCACAUAUGAAAGCGCCCCUCCCUGGCUCCCCAUCUGUCCCACACGCUCCCUGGGGCUCUUAGUUCAGCUGCUGGCACUCGCAGGAUCCUGCAGUGCUGGGCCCAGAGCCCUUGGACAGGCCUCGGGAGUGGUCAGGACCGCCAAGCCCCUCCUCUCCCCCUCCACACCUCUAGACCUGGGGCCUCCGGAACCCCCAGCAGGCUGGGCUUAUACUAGCUCCUGACUUAGGAAGAGCCUCGUGUCACAACACGUGUCCCUACAGGCAAAGUGUCCUGGCAUUUAAAACCCAGAUUAUCCCUGGGUUUGGGCUGCAGUCACCUGGAGAAGCUGGUAGGGUAAGGGAGAGGGACCCUGCCGGUGUUCACUGGGGAUUCUUUCUUUUGGUCCUUCCUGGAAUGAACAGGUUCCCUCCCUGCCACCUGUGAGGAGAGUUGGGGCCCAGCCGUCUUCCUGGCCUCCUUCCUUUCCUCGUGGCAGAGGCCUGCAUGUGGGUGCCAGAGGCCAGCUCUCCACCUCCAUCUUGGGGGGGCGGAGCAGUUGGGCCCAAGCUGCCCGGGAGGGUGGGUGCAGACACAGGCUGAGGACCAGCCCUGGCCCUGCCCCGCCAUCUGCUUUCACCAAGCUGUCUCUCCAACGUGGCUUCCCUUCUCCCUCCAGGCCAAAGUGUGCUGCUGAUUCCCACCCCCUUGGUUUUCGCCUGCCCAGCGUUGCUGUUUGCGUGGAGGGUGGGGGGAGCUCAGUGGCAGGGAAUCAGCGGUCCGUGGGGUCGUGGGGACGGGAUCAUGUGCCCGACCGCUCCAUCCCCUCCUCCUCCUUAGGAUGCAUAACCUACCUUGUCUUUUUUUUUUUAAAUUUUCUUUCCAGAUAGAGUAGCUCUUUGUACAUAAAGAAUACUUGAAAAAUUAAUUGUAUGAUGUAUGAGAAGACAGAGUCUCCUAGUUUUGUAUCUUGUUGUAUGACUGCCAUGAGUUCCACCAGAAAGCCACUCUAUUUUGGUCUCUGUGACAUUUUAAAUGCGUGACAGAAGUGAGCAAAUAAAGUGAGGAAGAAAUAUAUAUAUGAGAUAAUAUAGAUUGUAUUGAAAUCUC